Molecule: messenger RNA, 3736 nt
Organism: Vidua macroura (Pin-tailed whydah)
Lineage: Eukaryota; Metazoa; Chordata; Aves; Passeriformes; Viduidae
Gene: ATP4A
Product: ATPase H+/K+ transporting subunit alpha
Exons: 23
Coding region: 1-3033 (1010 amino acids)
Biological process (GO): intracellular potassium ion homeostasis; intracellular sodium ion homeostasis; potassium ion import across plasma membrane
Cellular component (GO): membrane
Molecular function (GO): ATP binding; P-type sodium:potassium-exchanging transporter activity; ATP hydrolysis activity
Source: RefSeq, a predicted model, not a curated record
AUGGGCAAGGAGAGUUUCGAGCUCCGCCCCUCCCCCCUGGGGCGGGGCCGGCGGAAGCAGCGGGAGAGGCUGGAGGAGAUGAAACAGGAGCUGGAACUGGACGAUCACAAACUGGACGUGAAGGAGCUCGAGCUCAAAUACAGCACGAGCGCCACCAAGGGUCUGUCGGAGGCGGCGGCGGCCGAGCGGCUCCUGCGGGACGGGCCCAACGCGCUGCGGCCGCCGCGGGGCACGCCGGGGCUCGUGCGCUUCGGGCGGCAGCUGGCCGGGGGCCUGCAGUGCCUCAUGUGGGUGGCCGCGGGCAUCUGCCUGAUCGCCUACGGCGUGCAGCGCGGGCAGGGCCAGCGCGGCGGCUCCGACGACCUGUACCUGGCCGUGGCCCUCAUGGCCGUCGUGGUGGUCACCGGCUGCUUCGGCUACUACCAGGAGUUCAAGAGCACCAACAUCAUCGCCAGCUUCCGCAACCUGGUCCCGCAGCAAGCCACGGUGGUGCGGGCGGGGCAGACGCUGCAGGUGAACGCGGCCGAGCUCGUGGUCGGGGACCUGGUGGAGAUCAAAGGCGGCGACCGAGUCCCGGCCGACAUCCGCGUGCUGGCAGCGCAGGGCUGCAAGGUGGACAACUCCUCGCUGACCGGCGAGUCGGAGCCGCAGACGCGCUCACCUGAGUGCACCCACGAGUCGCACCUGGAGACGCGCAACAUCGCCUUCUUCUCCACCAUGUGCCUGGAAGGCACGGCCACGGGGCUGGUGAUCAGCACAGGUGACCGCACGGUGAUCGGGCGCAUCGCCAGCCUGGCCUCAGGUGUGGAGAACGAGAAGACGCCGAUCGCCGUGGAGAUCGAGCACUUCGUGGACAUCAUCGCCGGCCUGGCCGUCUUCUUCGGCGCCACCUUCUUCGUGGUGGCCAUGCUCAUCGGCUACCCCUUCCUGCGCGCCAUGGUCUUCUUCAUGGCCAUCGUGGUGGCCUACGUGCCCGAGGGGCUGCUGGCCACCGUCACGGUGUGCCUGUCGCUGACGGCCAAGCGCCUGGCGCGCCGGAACUGCGUGGUGAAGAACCUGGAGGCCGUGGAGACGCUGGGCUCCACCUCGGUGAUCUGCUCCGACAAGACCGGGACGCUCACGCAGAACCGCAUGGCCGUGGCGCACCUGUGGUUCGACGGGCAGGUGCACGACGCCGACACCAGCGAGGACCAGUCGGGUGAGGCCUUCGAGCAGCGCUCGGAGUCGUGGGCGCUGCUCAGCCAGGUGAUCACGCUCUGCAACCGCGCCCAGUUCAAACCCGGCCAGGAGGGCGUGCCCGUGGCACAGCGUGACGUCAUCGGCGACGCCUCCGAGUCGGCGCUGCUCAAGUUCGCGGAAGUGACGUCAGGGCCGGUGGCGGCCGCCAGGGGGCGCUUCCCGAAGGUGGCGGAGCUGCCGUUCAACUCCAGCAACAAAUUCCAGGUGUCGGUGCACGAGGCGGGCUCGCAGCAGCUCCUGGUGCUCAAGGGCGCCCCCGAGCGGGUCCUGGAGCGGUGCCGGGGGCACCUGCGGGGGGGGGAGGAGCUUCCCAUGGACCCCGAGUGGAGGCGGAGCGUGGAGGGGGCGUGUCUGGAGCUGGGGGGGCGGGGCGAGAGGGUGCUCGGGUUCUGUGCCCGCUGGCUGCCCGCUGGCACGGUGGCCCCGGGCGCGCCGCCCGAGGCGCUGGCCGAGGUGGCCACCGGGCUCUGCUUCGCGGGGCUCGUGUCCCUCAUCGACCCCCCCCGGGCCACCGUGCCCCAGGCCGUGCGCAAGUGCCGGACGGCCGGGAUCCGGGUGAUCAUGGUCACAGGUGACCACCCGGUGACGGCCAAGGCCAUCGCGGCCGCCGUGGGAAUCAUCUCGGAGGGCAGCGAGACCCCCGAGGACGUGGCCGCGCGCCUGCACCUGCCCCUCGAGCAGGUGGAGCCCAGGCAGGCGCGGGCCCGCGUGGUCACCGGCCCCGAGCUGGCCGCGCUGGCCCCGGGCGCUCUCGAGGAGCUGCUCCGGAGCCACCCCGAGAUGGUUUUUGCUCGGACGUCGCCGCAGCAGAAAUUGGUCAUCGUGGAGAGCUGCCAGCGCCUGGGCGCCAUCGUGGCGGUGACAGGUGACGGCGUCAACGACUCACCUGCGCUGAAGAAAGCCGACAUCGGCGUGGCCAUGGGCGUGGCCGGCUCCGACGCCGCCAAGAACGCGGCCGACAUGAUCCUGCUGGACGACAACUUCGCCUCCAUCGUCACCGGCGUGGAGCAAGGCCGGCUGAUCUUCGACAACCUGAAGAAGUCCAUCGCGUACACGCUGACCAAGAACAUUCCGGAGCUGGCGCCGUACCUGGUCUACAUCACGGCCAGCGUGCCCCUCCCCCUGGGCUGCAUCACCAUCCUCUUCAUCGAGCUCUGCACCGACAUCUUCCCGUCGGUGUCGCUGGCCUACGAGCGCGCCGAGAGCGACAUCAUGCACCUGCGGCCGCGCGACCCCCGGCGCGACCGCCUGGUCAACGAGCCCCUGGCGGCCUACUCCUACUUCCAGAUAGGUGUGAUGCAGUCUCUGGCGGGGUUCACGGAUUACCUGGUGGCGCUGGCGCAGGAGGGCUGGUGGCCGCUGCUGCUGCUGGGGCUGCGCCCGCGCUGGGAGGACGCGCACGAGCAGGAGCUGCAGGACAGCUACGGCCAGCAGUGGACGUUCGCGCAGCGCAGGUACCAGCAGUACACCUGCUACACCGUGUUCUUCAUCAGCAUCGAGGUGUGCCAGAUCGCCGACGUGCUGAUCCGCAAGACGCGCCGGCUCUCCCUGCUGCAGCAGGGGCUCUUCCGGAACCGCACGCUGCUGGUGGCCAUCGUGUUCCAGGUGUGCAUCGGCUGCUUCCUCUGCUACUGCCCGGGGAUGCCCAACAUCUUCAACUUCAUGCCCAUCAGGUUCCAGUGGUGGUUGGUGCCGAUGCCCUACGGGCUCCUCAUCCUCGUCUACGACGAGAUCCGGAAACUCGGCGUGAGGCGGCACCCGGGCAGUUGGUGGGAUCGGGAGCUUUACUACUGAGAGGAACACCUGGGCACACCUGGGCACACCUGGGCACACCUGGGCACACCUGGGACCCUCCCUGGACACCUGGGGCACACCUGGGCACACCUGGGACCCUCCUUGGACCCUCCCUGGACACCUGGAGCUCACCUGGAUCCUUCCUUGGACACCUGGGGCUCACCUGGGCACACCUGGGACCCUCCCUGAACACCUGGGCACACCUGGGCCACCUCCGUGGACCCUCCUGUGAUACCUGAGACCCACCUGGGACCUCACCUGGAUACCUGGGACCCACCUGGGAACCCCCUUGAACACCUGGAACCCACCUGGGACCUCACCUGGGACCCCCCUUGAACACCUGGAACCCACCUGGACACCUGGGACCUCACCUGGAUACCUGGAACCCACCUGGGACCCACCUGGGACCUCACCUGGGACCCCCCUUGAACACCUGGGCCCCACCUGGGACCUCACCUGGACACCUGGGACCCACCCUGCACACCUGAGACCCACCUGGAACCCACCUGAGACUCACCUGUGACCCCCCCUUGAACACCUGGAACCCACCUGGGACCCCACCUGGAUACCUGGGACUGACCUGGAACCCACCUGGGACCCACCCUGCACACCUGAGACCCACCUGGGACUCACCUGGGACCCCCCUUGAACACCUGGAACCCACCUGGGGCCUCACCUGGACACCUGGUACCCACCUGGGACC